UCUACUGUCUACUGUCAAGUAUGUUUACAGAUUUUUGGAGAUAAUAGGAAACAAAUGGUUUGUGAUGUGAUCCACACAGGUCAGCCAUCGGUCCCAAAGACUGAAAUUCGUGACAAGUUAGCCAAGAUGUAUAAAGUAACUCCGGACGUAGUAUUCGUUUUUGGAUUUCGUACAAGUUUUGGAGGAAGCCAAUCCAAAGGUUUUGCUUUAGUUUACGAUUCUUUAGACCACGCCAAGAAAUUUGAGUCAAAAUAUAGAUUAGGCAGACAUGGCCUUUAUGAAAAGAAGCAGCAGACCAGAAAGCAGCGCAAGGAACGUAAAAAUCGUACCAAGAAAGUUCGCGGCAUGUGUUUUUUAUCAAUUCAAUUAUAUAUUUCAGAUUUUUGGAUGCAAAUGACAUCCACCACCAUGUUAUUACACAGAAAUUUUUAA
Messenger RNA from Ctenocephalides felis (cat flea), 432 nucleotides. Its product is annotated as 40S ribosomal protein S24-like. Gene Ontology annotation, cellular component: ribosome. Gene Ontology annotation, biological process: translation. The coding region runs from base 55 to 432 and encodes 125 amino acids. Gene Ontology annotation, molecular function: structural constituent of ribosome. The record is from RefSeq and is a predicted model, not a curated record. Lineage: Eukaryota; Metazoa; Arthropoda; Insecta; Siphonaptera; Pulicidae. The transcript is spliced from 2 exons.